AUGGCGCGAAAUCAAAUCAUUAUCAAGCCGACCAAAAAGUCAUCAGCCAAAGUCACGAAAACCAGAAAAAAGUACGAUACAGCAGCCAGCAAGAGACAGUUGAGAAGCUUCGCGAUCGACAUCUAUAAAGUUCUGAAGCAAGUCCAUCCGAAAGGAAGUAUCUCAAGUCAAGCAAUAGGUGUGAUGAACUCCUUCGUGGAUGAUCUCUUCGAAAGGGUGGCUGUGGAAGCUGCUCAUCUGGCACGAUACAGGAAGAAGACUGAAAUCACCGACGAAGAUAUUCAGUUAGCAAUCAGAUUGCUGUUGCCCCCAGGGCUUGCAAAAAAUGUAACUUUUGAAGCCUCUAGAGCUGUCACGAGUUACAGGAAGCUUGAAUAA
This is a messenger RNA of Acanthoscelides obtectus, 378 nucleotides long. The record is from the annotation of a GenBank genome assembly. NCBI's taxonomy places the organism in Eukaryota, Metazoa, Arthropoda, Insecta, Coleoptera, Chrysomelidae.